AUGAAAUCGUAUGUUUUAAUUGCGGUGAUUGUUGUCGUCGGAUGUUCCACUGUAUCAGCCGAAUGUCGUUGGAAAGCGACUGAAAGUAUACCAAUUGGAACUCAGUGCAAUGUGCAAUAUGGACGUUUCGUGUUUCAAGAGGACGGAAAUGCUGUGAUCUACGAUGGUAAUAAUAAACCACUAUGGCAUACAGGAACAGGCGGUAUAGGACAUAGUUUUGUUUUCCAAAAUGACGGAAAUUUGGUUUUGUACUCACGAGCUGGUGUUCCAGUGUGGAACAGUCAUACUGCCAAUAAAGGCGGUGAAAAUUUGAUAUUUCAAGAUGAUCGCAAUUUUGUUAUUUACAAUAAAGCUCUUAAGCACCUGUGGCAUACAGGAACUGUUAAUUAG
Messenger RNA from Bradysia coprophila, 390 nucleotides. RefSeq names its product mannose-specific lectin-like. The record is from RefSeq and is a predicted model, not a curated record. NCBI's taxonomy places the organism in Eukaryota, Metazoa, Arthropoda, Insecta, Diptera, Sciaridae.